AUGGGUGACCAGGAGGAUGAAGUGGUCGAGGCUGAGGAUGCAGAAGUAGCAGAGGGCAAGAAGCGCGCCAAGCGCAAGAUGGCCAUAGUGAUCGGGUUCAUUGGCACCAGGUAUCGGGGGUUGAUGAUCAACCCGGAAGUGGAACCCACCUCCGCCAAGAAAUCGGUGGAGGAGAUUGUGCGGCAGGCCAUGGUGCGGGCGGAGCUGGUGAGCGAGCUGAACUCCCAGCGCUUGGAGCAGAAGGUAGGCUGGAGCCGUUCCAGCCGCACGGAUGCGGGCGUGAGCGCUUUGCGCCUGGUGAUCUCAGCAAGGUUUCUGGUGAAUUUGGAUCAUCUGGACGACAUCGGCUUCUGCCAAGAAGUGGUGGAUGACCUGAACGCGGCCCUGCCGGAGGACAUCCGCUGCUUCAGCGCGCGGAAGGUGCCCAACAGCUUCGAUGCCAAGCACGCGUGCUCCUGGCGCGAGUACGAGUACAUUUUGCCUACACAUCUCGCGCAGCCCUUGAGCAGUGAUGGACCCUUCACCCCGGAAGACCUGGCGGAAAAGCUGGGCGCAGUGAUGCGGCAGUUCGAAGGCUGUCACUCCUUCCACAAUUUCACCCGACUCAAGGCGUCAGACUGCCUGCCCCGGGCCGAGAGAGGUGAGGAUGGAGGCAAGGGCAAGGGCAAGGGUAAGGGCAAAGGCGGCAAAGGCAAAGGAAAAGGAAAGGAUAAGGGCAAAGAGAAGCGGCGAGACAAGGGCAAGAAGCGGAAGGCCGAAGCCCUGGCCGAAGAAGUGGAAGAGCCAGCGGAGCCCCAAGCGGAGCCCCAAGCGGAGCCUCAAGCGGAGGAAGAGGAACCGGAGCCCCAAGCGCAGGCAGGCGAGGAUGCAGGCCGCGGUUUGCCAGAAAUCGUGGAGGCACCGGACAGUGCGGCAGCUGCGGCGGAAGGUACCAAGAGCGCCUGGGUGGAGAUGUGCAACAAGGCCCCUCAUGAGCAGCGCAAAUCCUCCAAGGGUGCGGACGGCGCUUGGCGGCACCGGCCACCGCAUGUGAUGAAGCACACGCAGAGCACCAUGCACAUGAUGACAGUGGAGCCUACUCUUGGAGGAAAGCUGCUGAGAAUCGUUCUGCGCGGUCAGUUCUUCCUUUACAACCAGAUUCGGUUGAUGGUGGGCACAGCAGUGGCCAUUGUCUCAGGGGUGCUGCCGGCAGAACUCCUGGAGGCGGCGCUGCUGCUGACCAUCGAGCUGCACAUGCCCAUGGCGCCUCCAACGGGGCUGCUUCUGCGCACUGCUGGCUUCUCGCGCUUGGACACUCGGGCCGGCGCGUGCGCCAUGGACCCUGCGCAGGCGGAAGAAUGCAUGUUGCCGCCAGAGGGCUUUGUCCUCAUGAACGAGAAGGCCUCCGCGGCGGCGCAGGACUUCGUGCUGCAGGUGGAGAAAGACAUGGACCUCCAGUGGACGGAGAGCCAGGAGGGCGACGCCUGGCGCGCCAAAUUGGCGCAGAUCCAGCCACCCACCGGUGCUGUCCUGGAGGAGUUGCGGGCCAUGCGAGCCACGGCGUCAAAGGACAACGCCGAGCUCCGCGCUUCGCAGGACUCCAAGGACGGCAAGCGCAGGGAGUCGCAACUGGCCAGCGGGGAGAGGUCCUAUGUCGGACUGCUGCCUCGACGCUUUGCGGCUGAGAGCCAAUGGCUGACGGUCAUCGAAGCGUCCUUCUGCACCUCGCGGAAAGGACUGGUGGGCCCAAAGGCGCGGAAGGUGGUGGUGCCGGUGGUGGGCCGCCGCUUCCCGGACGAGAUCUUCAGCUUUCUGCGGGGCUGCGGCCUGCUAAACUCCUCGGUGCGUCCAAGCACGGAGCGGAAGAUCCAAGGGCUGCGCUCGGGGAGCGAUGCGGACGGGGCGGGGAAGCCAGGCCAAGGAUGGCAGCCCUUCUUCGCGCGCCUGGUGCCGGAGGUUGGGCUCGCCCACACCUGCGCCCGGAUCACCGACUUCCCCCAGCAGGACGCCGACGCCGCAUCUCGCUGCCGGCGGGUGGUGUACCAGCUCAACGAAGACGCCUCCGGCAUCGACGUGCGGGUGCAGGUCAACCUGCACACUGCCUUCGCCCUGCUUUUGCACGGCAUUAGGUUCCCUGCGCUCGGCUACGAGGGUGACUGGCGGGUCUCGCAGGGAGUGCCCGCAGAGUUGGGGAAAGCAAAAGGAGCUCCCAGCUUCCGGCUCUUGGACAACAAGUUGGAUGCCAGGCACGCGCAGGUUGGCCUGAAGCAUCCUUUGCGGCCAGAGCAGCUGCGGUCGCUGAGCUGGAUGCUCCAGCAGGAGAGCUCCUGCACGCCGCUCACGAUGAUCUACCGCUGCUACUGGCAGCGAGCUCGACCCGAAGAGGAGGCUCCGAAAAGUUUGGCCAUCGACUGGACGCUGGAUUGCCGGAUCAUCGCCUCCUUCCGCGCGCGCAGUGGAAUUCUGGCCGACGAGAUGGGCUAUGGCAAAACAGUGCUGGCCAUCGCGCUGCAUGAGGCGCGGCAAGAGGAGGAGUUUGGGGAUAUGCCGGAGGUGGACCGGGGCACCAGCUUCCAGAGCAAGGCCACCCUGAUCUGCAUCCCCUCGCAUCUCCACGCCCAGUGGAAGCAGGAGAUCGCCAAGUUCACGGGCAAGAAGAACCAGGUGGUGGACCUGACGAAGGAGGCAGACCUCAAAAAGGCCACCGUCAGGAGCGUUCUGGAGGCCGACCUGGUGCUUUGCAACUACGAGCUGCUGCUUUCCCCGAAGUACAACGAGCGCCGGAAGAAGCUCGCGGAGCUGGCAGUGGCCACUGACGACUGGUUGGGAGGGGGGAAGAUCCUAACACUCCUUCAGAAGCUGCAGCUGGGAAUGUCCUCCUUCUUGCUGCAGCCGGAGAAGCAUCCCUGGUCCGGGUUCCUUACGGGCCAGGGCGCCAGCUCCAUGGGCCACCCUUUGCUGGAGCUCUUCUUCUGGAACCGCGUGAUCUUCGACGAGCUCCAUGAGGUGGCCCCGAAAAGCGCCGGCGACGACGCGGUGCUCCUGUGUCUGCGGGCACACCACUUCUGGGGCCUCACAGGCACACCGCUGCUGUCGAGCGCCAAGCACGUGGCAGCUAUGGCGGCCAUGCUGCGGGUGGACGUGGCGGGCCCGGGGAGCCACCUGCUGCAGGAUAGCGACCCAGUCCUGCUGGCCAACUGCGGCCGCUUCCUGGAUGCCUGUGUGCGCCAGAACACGGCGGAGCUGCCAAAGAUCCGGGUGGUGCAGCACCUGAGGCUGGUGAAGCACACGCCGCAGGAGCGAGCGCUGUACUUGUCGGCCUUGCACUCGGAGAGCUGGCGCACCGUGCUGAAGCGCAACGAGCGCCUGUUGAUUCUGUGCUCUCACUUCAGCGAGGAGCUUAUGGCGGAUCAGAGCGCCGGCGAGGCGUGCGUGAAGCUGCUGACGCGGCACCGCUGGGCCUCCGAAGCAGCGCUGGCGGCGCUCUGCCGCGUCCUCGGGUGGCGCCGGGCGCUGCGCUGCGCGCUGCAGAGCCUCGGCCUGGAGGAGGCGCCGCCGGCGAAGCCGCAGGAGGCGGAGGUAGGUGCGCUGGAGGAGGCGGAGGCAAAGGUGGCGCAGUCAGAUCUGAAGCAGCUCAUGGACGCCAAGCUGCAGGGGGAGAACUGGUGCGCCAAGCUCAGGCGCCUCCUCUUGGAGAAGCCCUCUGCGAGCCCCACGGAGGAGAAGCUCAAGGAGGCGAAGGACUUGAAGGCCUGGAGCAGCCGCUGCGAGGAGCUGCGGUUGAAGGCGCUGGAAACGCUGAUGAUGGCCAGAAGCCAACAGCGGUUCCUGGAGCGGACUCUGGACCUCAUGGCCAAGGACGAAGAGCGGAGCUGCGUAAUCUGCUUCCAGGACAACCUGGAACUGGGACAGAUGGGCAUCACCCCCUGCGCCCACUACUUUUGCCUUAGCUGCCUCCACCAGCAGGUGGAGCAGGGUGGGACCUGCGGAGUCUGCCGCCGCCCGAUGACCAAGAAGGACAUCCAGCCACUUAUGCAGGAGAUGGCUGAGACAGAGGCGCCUCUUGCAACGGGCAGCGCCGGAGCCUGGCAGAAGUUCGGGUCAAAGCUGGGGAAGGUGGUGGAGCUGUUGUGGGAGAUCAAGGCCAAAGAUGCUGCUGCGAAGUGCAUCGUGUUCUGCCAAUGGGACAGCCUGCUGGGCAACAUCGCCGCGGCUUUCAAAGACUUUGGGAUCCGCUAUGCCCGGCUACACGGCUCGGUCUACGCAAAGACGCGGACCUUGGCGAACUUUCAGGGUGCCAACUCGAAUGUGGACGUGCUGCUGCUGUCGCUCGAGCACAGCGCAAGCGGAACAAACCUGACAUGCGCCAACCACGUGAUUUUGGUGCACCCCAUGAAUGCCAACACCCGGGAGCAGUCUGUGGCCUUUGAGCUGCAGGCCAUCGCACGAGUGAGACGCUGGGGCCAACCCCGAAACGAGGUGCAUGUUUGGCGCUUCUGCACUUUGGGCACCAUUGAGGAGGAGCUGACGAAGGAGCAUCAGAAGGACAUGUACGAGAGCAGCGAAGCCUUGGAAAUGCCGCCGCCCGAGGCGCCCGACAAACCUCCUGGGCCUCCGGCCAAGCCGGCGGCCAAGGGAAGGAAGAGGAAGAAAGGUCCGGAAAACCAGUGGGCAUGUGCCCGAUGCACCUUGCGGAACGAGCCGGGCGCGCUGAUUUGCGCGGCCUGCGAAGGCAAGCGCCCAGGACUGGAAGGCCUGGAGGCCAAGGCGUUCAAGAAGCUCAAGGUCCCGGACAAGGAGGCGCCCAUCGAUUUGAGCCCCAGCAGUGAGCCAGAGCCCUCCAACUCGCCUGGGUGGCGCCUCAGCAACAUCCAGGCCGCGCUGGCGGCAAGGACCAAGAGCUGGCACCAAGAUCCGGGCACCAAGCCUGAGAAGAUGUCCAUGCCCCCGCAGACCCAGGAGCUGUUGGAAUACUGUGCCGAAGUGGGCAUUGAUGCGCUGGCAAGAGAAGGGGCUGAGCUGUGA
Molecule: messenger RNA, 5004 nt
Organism: Effrenium voratum
Lineage: Eukaryota; Dinophyceae; Suessiales; Symbiodiniaceae
Source: the annotation of a GenBank genome assembly